This is a messenger RNA of Galleria mellonella (greater wax moth), 4360 nucleotides long. RefSeq names its product NADP-dependent malic enzyme. Gene Ontology annotation, biological process: malate metabolic process; pyruvate metabolic process. Gene Ontology annotation, molecular function: malate dehydrogenase (decarboxylating) (NADP+) activity; NAD binding; malate dehydrogenase (decarboxylating) (NAD+) activity. The record is from RefSeq and is a predicted model, not a curated record. The coding region runs from base 145 to 2004 and encodes 619 amino acids. NCBI's taxonomy places the organism in Eukaryota, Metazoa, Arthropoda, Insecta, Lepidoptera, Pyralidae. Gene Ontology annotation, cellular component: mitochondrion. The transcript has 13 exons.
AUCCAUCAUUCAUCAGUCACAUCACUGCCAUCUGGAUGGAGGGCGUUACUAUAAAGAUUGAAGAUAUUUAAAUUCAAAUAUUAUUACGCGAAAAUAUCGUGUGUUUAAUUGGUCUGAUAUUAUUGAUGAAAAUAUUUUUUUGAAAUGUUUUCUACAGUUCCUAGGUCAUUGUUAUGUUGCACGAACGUAAUAGUCCCGAACAGGGCGUUAGCGUUCGCGCUCACCAAAUGUCCGUUCCUCGAGAACCCCAAUCUGCAAUGUCGGGAGUACCACGAGGUCACCGGUAAUAUUGUGUGCCCGAACGUGGUUAGAGGCAUCGAUCAUCUCAGGGAUCCUAGAUUGAACAAGGGUCUAGCGUUCACAUUGGAAGAACGACAAGCUCUCGGCAUUCAUGGCCUCUUAGCUGCCAAGUUCAAAAGUCAGGAGGAACAGCUGGAUAUUUGCAGGAUAUCCAUCGACAGAUACGAGGACAACCUCAAUAAAUAUCUCUACCUCGUCGAGUUACAGGAUAGAAAUGAAAAGUUGUUCUUCCGACUCCUUGCUGAGAACGUGGAGAAAUAUCUACCCAUUGUAUACACUCCGACCGUGGGAUUGGCCUGCCAGAGAUUCGGUCUCAUUUACAGAAGACCCAGGGGUCUUUUCAUCACUAUCAACGACAAAGGACAUAUUUUUAAUAUUUUGAAGAAUUGGCCCGAACCAGAUGUACGAGCGAUAGUGUUUACGGACGGCGAGCGUAUCUUGGGCCUGGGAGAUCUGGGCGCCUACGGUAUGGGCAUACCGGUCGGCAAGCUGUCACUGUACACCGCACUUGCCGGGAUAAAACCGCACCAGUGUCUGCCCAUAACGUUGGAUGUUGGCACUGACAACCAGGACCUAUUGGAGGACCCAUUAUACAUUGGUUUGCGGCAGAAACGCGUGCGAGGAAAGGAGUACGAUGAAUUUAUUGACGAGUUCAUGGAAGCCUGUGUGCAAAGAUAUGGCCAAAAUACACUGCUACAAUUUGAGGACUUCGCUUUGGGGAACGCUGGUCGCCUCUUGAAUAAGUAUCGCAACAAGUACUGCACAUUCAACGACGACAUCCAAGGCACUGCCAGUGUGGCCGUCGCAGGACUGAUGGCUGCCGUCAGGGUCACCAAGAGGAAGCUCAGUGAGAACAUAUAUCUGUUCCUUGGCGCUGGAUCUGCCUCCAACGGCAUUGCCAAUCUAACAGUCGCGGCUAUGGUCGCCGAAGGUCUCUCCGUGAGGCAGGCUCGCGAUCGCGUAUACAUGUUCGACGUAGACGGACUGCUGUCGACGCGUCGUGAGGGCGGUGUGCCUGAACACGCCCAGAAUUUCGGCAAGGAUAUCGAGCCGGAGAAAGAUUUUGAAAAGUGCGUCGCUAAAAUAAAGCCGAGCUGUCUCAUUGGUUGCUCCACCGUGGGUGGUGCUUUCACACCCAACGUAUUGCGUCAAAUGGCGCAGAAUACAGAGCGACCGGUCAUUUUUGCUCUCUCUAAUCCGACAAGCAAAGCCGAGUGCACCGCUCAAGACGCGUACGACCAUACGGAGGGUCGUUGCGUAUUCGCGUCUGGCUCACCGUUCCCACCAGUACAAUACAACGGCAAGGAGUACCAUACGGGGCAGGGCAAUAAUUCGUACAUUUUCCCCGGAGUCGCACUUGGUGUCAUUGCCACCGCUACCCACCACAUACCGGAGACUAUGUUCUUGACUGCCGCAAGAACAUUAGCAAACUACGUAAGUGAAGAAGAUCUGUCAAUCGGCCGCAUAUAUCCGUCGUUGGCCGAGGUGAAGGAAGUGUCGGUUUCUAUUGCUAUUGAAGUCGCUAAGAUGGCAUACGAUGAAGGUUUGGCGUCUGUUUACCCCGAGCCAAAAGAUCUCGCGAAACACGUCGAGAAUCAAAUGUAUAACUAUUUUUACGAGAGCGCUAUGCCAGUGGUGUGGGAUUGGAAACCAGAAGAGAAAUUCAACGUAAAACCUAUUCAACCAGUACCGAAGAACAUCUAAACAGUAUUAUUAUUUUAUUAUUUAUUUUAUUGUAUAAGAGCAAAACACAUCGCCUCACGUACUGUAAGAGUCAACUACAAUGGACACAUGACGCUUUUAUGGGAGUGUUCAAUAUUAUGUUAAAUAAUAUUACAAUAUGAAUUAAGGAUUUAAGAAUGCAUCUGUAUGUCACUUUAUAGACGUAUGUUAUUUGGAAAGUAGGGCUUUGGUCCAGUUGCGUGACUCGUAACGCUGGCGUUAAACGACACAUUUUCGUGAUAACACGAAGAACUUGAUAUAGAUUUAUUGUACGAGAAUAAUUAACAAUUCUAAUACCAAAGACAAUUAUUUUAUUUAAAAUAUUUUAUGUCUUUGGUUUCACGAGAUUUCAUGAAUCUUUAUAGAGUAACUGGAUCUAUUUGUAUUUCACGUAGUAUUUGUCUUAAUGUAUGUUUGUGUGCAAGGUAGUAAGUAGAAAUGCGAAUUGAAUCUACAUAAUAUAAUCAUGUUCAAAGUAAUAUACAAUGUUCGUCGAUGUAUGUUUAUCGUGGCCUUUGGAAUGAUUUAAUUUCAUGAAAUGUAUCUCAUUGGAGUUGGGAAUGUUUGGUACAAAAUAUAGCAAUGAAUUAUUAGUUCUUUGUCAAAAUAAUAAUAAAGACGAAAACUGACUUUUUAUAAUAUAAAUAUAUCAUAGCUCAUAAUUUUUUUUGUGACUAACAUCUGACACAUUUGGAGAUACUUAUAACUUAUUUUAUUACAGUUUGUUUUAACGUUUUUUUCUAAUCGCACUUUUGCUUGAAUUAAUAUUAUUUUUUAUUAUUUUUAAGAUUUAAAUGAAUGUUACAAAACGAAACAGUAUCUACUUACGAUGUAUUAUUUUAUGGAAUGGCAAAAAUUUUAAUGAUAAUUUGAUAUUAUACAAUAUAACUACAAAUGGAUUUUAAAGUAAUACUCUAGUCACCGCGGUAUUAAAACUAUAUUACGGAUAUCUAUCAUGCAGGUUUGUAAUUAUACAAUUAAUGUUAAGAUAAAACACAAUAACUUGGAUGUAAAUGAUUGUAGAAUAAAAAUAUAGCUCGGUUAGAAAAUUAUUCUAAUUAAAUGCAUAAAUUCGAUGAGGUAUAAUUGUAGUGGCACAAUUUUUUUUAUUAAUUUGUGAUCAUUUGCUCGAAUCUUUAAGACAUUAUAUAUCUAAAUAGCAGUUGUUAUACGAUUAUCAAAUGUCAUUAGUGUUUACAAAUUAUUUCUACUGUCCUGUCUAAAUUCGUAUUAUUUUUGUAAAUCGUUAAUUACGAUAAAAAAUUUUUAUCAAAAAUGACGUAUUUUGCAAGCUCGUUUAUUCUUCUAAAUAAGCGAAUAGUUUUGCCAAAAUUGCGACUUGGGACAAUUACAUAAACUUAAGGCUUGAAAAAGUGUAGCAAAAACAUACGUGAUAUGAUCGCGUCAGUUUGCUGUCAAGUUUUUUUUUUUUAAAUUAAAGUAGAAACAUGCUAAUCUUGGAUUUUCAAUAUAAUUGACAUAGAUAUUUUACACAUUUACGUAUGUUUGUGUAUAACGAAUUAAUGGAACUGUAAUUUAAUAAAAGUAGUAUGGAUUGUCUAAUUAAAUAUUGUAAAAAAGUUUGACGUGUAGUAAUCGUUAAUUGAUACUGCAGUAUGCCUCAGAUUAAGACAUUAAUUGCGGUUCAAUAAUUUGUGUUUAUUAUGCUGUGCUUGAAUGGAGACAGGCUAAAGUAACGUAGAAUCUAAAUGUGCAAAGAUUAAACAAAACAGCAAUUGUUAACUAUAUUUUCAGUAAUGAAUACUAGGAAACACGUUUUUGUAUUGUUCCAUAUUGUAUAAUUUACAUAGCCUUUACAUGAAAAAAUGAUAUUAAAUUUGACUACUUUAUUUAAAUAAUUUUAAGAAAAAUGUAUUUUACAUUUUAGUCAUUAACUUGAUCUAGAUUACCCUAUUGCAAAUUAUAGUAUUAUAAUUUUUAAAGUGAGACACAUUUCGCAAAGCGAAGAAAAUUUUUGUUAUUUAUUUAAUUUACAAAUAUUUUAAUGAUACAUAGUGAUUUUUAGCUGUGAAAAUAUACCUAAUUAUUUUUAAACUAUGAGUUAAUGUUAUCAAUCAUUCAAAAUAUACAUGUUUAAUUAAGCCCAGUUUGAUUCAAUGUUCUAUAGACAUGUUUUGUUGUGAAUGUUGUCAAUUAUCAUGCAAUAUGUUUACCAUGAUUUUGACUUAUGAGGGUCUAUUUAAUUUUACAGUUAGGUCAAUUACCUCUGCUCCCAUUGGCAACUGUAACGCAGCUUUUCGGCGUACCAAGUUGUAUGUUUAGUUAGUUCAAUUGUUACAUAAAUUAUAGAUGUUACUAAUUAAACAUGUUCGAAAUA